GACUCCACCUCCCAGCGCGCCGCGCUGCACACGUGACGGCGGCGCGGGGCAUGCCGGGGAGCGGCGCGCGGCCCGGGAGCGGCGAGCAGAAUUGGGAAAACCUUGGAAUACAUGCGAGUACCAGAUUCUGCACUGGCUAAAGUUGACUGUGGAAAGCCAUGGCUUCUGCCCCUCAGCUCAACUCGGACGCACUCCGAGAGGUCCUGGAGUGCCCCAUUUGCAUGGAGUCCUUUACUGAGGAGCACCUGAGACCCAAGCUCUUACACUGUGGGCACACCAUCUGCAAACAGUGCUUGGAGAAGCUCCUAGCAACCAGCAUUAACGGGAUUCGCUGCCCUUUUUGCAGCAAAAUCACUCGGAUCAAAACCUUAGCUCAGCUGACUGACAAUCUUACUGUACUGAAGAUCAUAGACACCACAGGGCUGGGGGAAGUGGUUGGUCUCCUCAUGUGCAAAGUCUGUGGGAGAAGGUUGCCAAGACACUUUUGCAAGAGUUGUGGCUUGGUUUUAUGUGAGCCGUGCAAGGAGACAUCGCACAUGCCCCAAGGGCAUAAUGUCAUUGCUAUCAAAGAGGCUGCUGAAGAGCGUAGGAGGGAAUUUGGGACAAGGCUUGCCAGACUUCGAGAGCUCAUGGAUGAUCUGCAGAAAAGAAAAGCAUCUCUGGAAGGUGUUUCUAGUGACCUGCAAUCUAGAUAUAGAGCAGUUCUGCAAGAUUACAGCAAAGAAGAGCGCAAGAUCCAGGAAGAACUGGCCAGGUCACGCAAGUUCUUCACCACUUCUUUGUCUGAAGUGGAGAAGGUAAAUAAUCAGGUAAUGGAGGAACAAGCUUAUCUGCUGAACUUAGCAGAAGUGCAGAUAUUGUCUCGCUGUGAUUAUUUCCUUGCCAAAAUAAAGCAAGGAGAUAUAGCUCUCUUGGAAGAUGCAGCAGACGAGGAAGAACCAGAACUAACAAACAAUCUCCCAGGGGAGCUGAUCCUUCACGAGGUUGAACUCCUUAAAGUGAGCCAUGUGGGACCACUGCAGAUUGGGCAGGUGGUGAAGAAACCCCGGACUGUUAACUUGGAAGAAUCGCUUAUGGAAACUGCAGCAUCCUCAUCGGCAUCAUUUAGAGAGCCUGACUUGGUGCAAGAAGAAGCCAGCUGCACGCCGAAUUCCUCCCCAGCCAAGCCGAGGAUGCCCGAAGCAGCUGCAAGCAUCCAGCAGUGUUACUUCAUCAAGAAGAUGGGCUCCAAGGGCAGCCUGCCAGGGAUGUUCAAUCUGCCCGUCAGCCUGUACGUCACUCUCCAAGGAGAGGUGCUUGUGGCAGACCGAGGCAAUUUUCGAAUCCAGGUUUUCACCCGCAAGGGCUUCCUGAAGGAGAUCCGCCGGAGCCCUAGCGGAAUCGAUAGCUUUGUACUGAGCUUCCUUGGAGCAGACUUGCCCAAUCUGACUCCCCUUUCUGUCACCAUGAAUUGCCAUGGCCUGAUAGGUGUGACCGACAGCUACGAUAACUCUGUCAAGGUGUACACCAUGGAUGGGCACUGUGUGGCAUGUCACAGGAGCCAGCUAAGCAAGCCCUGGGGCAUCGCAGCUCUGCCCUCUGGGCAGUUCGUGGUGACUGAUGUGGAAGGGGGGAAGCUGUGGUGCUUCACUGUGGACCGCGGCGUGGGGGUGGUGAAAUACACCUGCUUGUGUAGCGCAGUGCGCCCCAAGUUUGUCACUUGUGAUGCUGAAGGGACCAUAUACUUCACUCAGGGGCUGGGGCUCAACUUGGAAAACAGGCAGUACGAACACCACUUGGAAGGAGGCUUUUCAAUCGGCUCUGUUGGCCCGGAUGGGCAGCUGGGACGCCAGAUUAGCCAUUUCUUCUCCGAGAACGAGGAUUUCAGGUGCAUUGCUGGGAUGUGUGUAGAUGCCAGGGGAGACCUCAUAGUUGCUGACAGCAGCCGUAAGGAAAUCCUGCAUUUUCCUAAAGGAGGUGGCUAUAAUAUCUUAAUCCGGGAAGGACUCACCUGCCCGGUUGGUAUUGCCAUUACUCCCAAAGGACAGCUGUUGGUGCUGGACUGUUGGGAUCACUGCAUUAAGAUCUACAGUUACCAUCUGAGAAGAUAUUCCACCCCUUAACGGCAUUUCUCUGGGGAAAGCCCCUGUCACUAGCAGCAGUUCUUCCAGCCUCACUGCAAUCUGACAGGAACCACUGAGAAAACUGCACCACAGCCCAACGGGGUUUGGCACAGAGACCAUCACGUUUUUUGUUUAGGAACAAAAUAACCACCGUGGUGGCGGUCUGCAUUUUCUCAUUCUGAAUCUGUACAAUAGAAUAGAAGAGCAUGAAGGAAGAGAUCCUUCUGGAAUAUUGGUUUUUUGCUAAAAUGACCAGUCGCUCCUUAACCCUUCUCACCUCCUUAUUCUGCAUUGGCUACGUCUUCAACCACUGUACCUUUCUUUGUGCCAUAAACACUGACUGACUGCCCUAAAUCACCUUCCUUUAGGGGACUAGAGAGGCAAUCCUCUCUCGCCAUGGUACUCGCGAGGAACUCAGUAGCAGUUGUCUGGGCAAGUAGUACAGAAAGCAAUUUCUGAUUGCAGCACUGCAUAAAACAAAAUAGCCCUCUUAAACUGCACCGAGAUGGAGCUUUACUUUCAAACUGAGGGUUUUCUCUCUCCGUUUUUCUGGUGUUCAGGAGAUCGCCCCUGUCGUGCCAUUUGUGAACCGUGUCUGUUCAAUGUGAAGUGAGUACAGUGCAAUCAUGGGAGACCGAGCUGAGCCAGAAAACUGCCCUCUGAUGGCAACAGGGUUAUCGUUACUGCUAAGAAUUCUGCUGGGGAGGGGGGAGGGGGAGAAGGGUGGGGGUUGGAGGAAAAAAAUCAGGGGAAAUCUGUUGAUAUUUAGAAGCGUGCUGUUAUUAAAUGUGUCUUGGGAACUGUCUUUGGGAGGUGUGUCUGCUACCUUCAUCUGGGGGGAGGGAAAGGCUGGGGGGAAGAAGACUGGGAGGUGGGAGUAAAUGAGAUCACGCACAACUCUGUGCUCACCUGCACCUCACUACCUGCAUUCCGGAUCGUCACCUUUGCAAACAGGUUUCCACGUGUCUGCACUUUGUAUCCCACGAUGAGGGUGGGGGGGAUUGCUUCAUUUAAAUUUUUUUAGCACUCCAAAGCACAUCCAUUGGUGCAUUGCCUUUUUCUCCUUGCACAGCAAAUCACGACAUUCCUCAGCUUUUUUAUGGCACCAGCAGGCACCAGAGUUCGUGUUCAUCACGGCUUUGGGCCAAAUGAAGCACAAAACUGCAGCUGUGUGAACCAAGCCCCCACAGUGCUGCUCUCCUCACUGAUAAAUGUGUACCUCAGUGUGGUGCUGCUUGCCUGGAAUAGUUUAUUGAAGGAAGGACGCAUUCAAAUCGGGCACAGUGGUAGCAUGUUAAUCUGCCACAGAUAAUAGUUACGCUGCAGUGCAUUUAUUUGUUGCUAUCAACAACAUAGUUGCAAAUUUGGGGGCAUGGCAGACAAUAUAAAAGCUGAUUUUAUGGUGGCUGCCAUGCGACAGCAAAUUGUUUGCUGCUUGUCCUACAACAUGUAUGCAACAGGUGAUUUUUUUUU
Molecule: messenger RNA, 3575 nt
Organism: Lagopus muta (rock ptarmigan)
Lineage: Eukaryota; Metazoa; Chordata; Aves; Galliformes; Phasianidae
Gene: TRIM32
Product: tripartite motif containing 32
Exons: 2
Coding region: 159-2102 (647 amino acids)
Molecular function (GO): zinc ion binding; protein binding
Source: RefSeq, a predicted model, not a curated record